UCUCGGCAGCGACAUGGGACACAUGGCGCGCAGCUGCCUGUUGGGUGCUGCGGCGCUGUUCUCCUUGGUCCAAGGGCAGGUCCAAACUCAGGCGGAGCAAGACUUGUUGGCACAAGCGGAUCGCACGGUGGAGACCUUCUGCCCGGUGGAUUUUGUGCAUUUGGACGUUGCAGUAGCUCGCGCCAACUUGCUGGUGAGCGCUGGGCAGGACAACCCCAUCUAUGAAACCGUGAUGGACGCGGAUAUUGUCACCAAUGGCGUGUCCACCGAUGUCCUGUUGGAGAAAUUCGAAGAGAAUUUGGACGUGACCUUUGUUGCGGGCAAGGCAUUUGCCUUUGUGAUGCUGAUCCUGCUGUUGAUCUUGUGGAUGGGCGGCUGCUGGUGCUUUCUGUUUCCCUGCUGUAUGCGUUGCUGCUGCCGUUGUUGCGAAGUGCAUCACCAGCUGGGAAAGAAAUGGUGGUUCCAUGUCUUCCUGUGGUGCCUAUUCCUGGCCCUGGCCGCGGGCUGCAUUGCCGUCCAAGCCGUGAGCUUCGUGGCCUAUAACGACAUCGAUCAAGGCAUCCAGGGCACUGCCUGCUACUCCGCCAAGUUUGUGCGCGACGCCGUGAACGGAAAUCCAUCGUUGAAUUUCACGGGCUUUCUGCCCAUCACCGAUAUGUUGGAAGAAGUCACGCUCCUCCUGGAGCCCGAUUCGCCGGUCAUGCAGGACAUCAUAUCUCUCCUGGAUCUCACGUAUGAUUUGGAGAAGGCCAUCACGGUGAAUUUUGCCGUUUUGACCAUGCUGCUGGAUUUGGUUGGUGACCGUCAAAACGCGGCGCCGUCGGGCUCGAUGCACAAAUGUCAGAUCUGCCAGCCGCUGGUGAACCUCGUCCGGCCCCUGCUGGAAGAAUUGGAGGGGACCGUGGCCUUUGCACUCUUCAUAGCUCGCUCUGAGGUUCAUAAGCAGCUGCAGGGCCCUGCACUGACCCAAUUGCGAGCCUCCAUUAAUUCGACUGUGGCUCCCAUAAAGGAGAUCAAGGCCAUGAUCGUAGAGAAGAUCGGUUUCUACCUGAGCACUGCUGAGGGCCAAUUUCAGUACGUGAUGGGGUAUAUUCGUGGUGACUUCUGGACAGGUCAGGGCGGCUAUUUGUUUCCCGUGAUCCUGGCUUUGUUCCUGCUGUGCAUUCUGAUCGUCAUCCACGGGAUCUUCUCCCUGGCCGUCUUCGGCUGCUGCGGUGGACGGGAACACGACCCCUGCUGCGUGCGCUACUCCGCGGGAUAUUCGCUGUGUAGCUCCUACUGCUAUACCAUGCUCCUGUUGCUUCUGGGCGGCAUCAUUACGAUCCUGUCCACCGUGGGUAGCGGCGUCUGCUUGGUGAUGCUGGACUAUGACCGAGAGGUGGGCAAGCGGCUGCUGGUGGCUUCGGGUAUGGAGUCCGCCGAGCUGGAUGAGUAUUUGGACAUGGCGCUGAAUCUCUCGGACCAGUGCAUGAGUCUCAAGGGGGCGGAGAACGCGAACCGGAACCUGGUGGAUUUGAUCCCCAUCCCCAAGGUGAAUCCCACCUUCCCAGGCGAGAUGAGCACCCCAAGGAAGGAAAUCAUUGAGCUGGCCAUCAAACCCAUCCAGGAUGCCUUUGCCAAACUGGAUGAGUACGAAGCAUUGAUUCCCACCGUGUCCACGAUGCCUGAGGUGAACAUGGUGUUGAAGGUCAUAGGGGACAUCAACAUGAGAUCCCUGAUCUGGUCCGACCCUACAGAGAUUCUGGUGGACCCCCGAUAUCGUGCGAUGAACCCAGCGUAUCACCUGGUGACCUUGAACUGCCCCGAUACUUUGCUGAGCCCCGACCUGCCAGGGCCAUUGGCGAAUCUGCGGGUACCUGGCAUGGAUUCCAUGGCUAUGGACGGUUACUUCGUGGUCAGGACGACAGGAGAUGAAUUGGCGACGGGGAAUGAAUUCAAAGUGGUCCUUCCGACGGAAUUUCCGGACACGCAGAUUCAAGUGCACGGCCUCGAAAGUGACAUGUUGACACAGAAUUGGAGCUGCCCUGCGGGCUUUUCUGAGGGCACCUGUGGCACUGCCCCCGCCUCCAACGCGGGCACCGCAGCGGCCUGCCGAGCCGGGCUUGCCUUCCUGGAGGAAAAGAAAUUGCCCUUGCAGCAGAACCCGGUCUUCAAUUGCAGGUUCUUUCAGAAACCGAGUGAGCCCUGGGGCACUCCUUGCGAGAUUAGCAACAUGAGCUUUGGCGAUGCGCAGUGCAUCUUUCCCAAUGGCAGCAUGGAAACCUUCAUUGUAGGUUGCACCGUGGACGAGUUUGCUGCCCAGAUCAGUGGCUUUGAGGAGCUCAUUCGUAGUGGCCUGCACUUUUUGGACUUGACGGUGGACGGCAUUGUCGAUACGAUCAUGAUCACCCUGCGAAGAUUGGUGGAGGAGAACAUCCUCAACCCCCUCAACAUCCUCCUCAACGGCUUGCACUGUUCCUUCAUGCGAGAGUUUUGGUCUGGGUUGACCUCUUCCCUGUGCUUGCGCUCCGUCAGUGGCCUCUACACCAUGUCGGUCAGCUAUGUGGUGGCCGCCAUCCUAAGCUUGCUCGUUGCCGGGGCGAUGUACAUCCCGUGGCGCUUCUCCCGAGAUAACCAGGACAUUUGGCGGACCACGCAUACUGGAGAGGCCGCCGCCGACGCUGAAGCACCCACAGUUGCCGAGACGGAUCUGGCGUCACCGCCGGUGCCAGCGGUGGAAGCGGCACCCCCUUCCGCGGCCGUGCCGGCGGCGGAUGGCACACCAGGGAGCAGGCAAUUUUCUUUGUAAAUGCUAGCAGAAUUGCCGGAGAUGGGUGAAGACAUUUCAAGAACCCACUUGCGACUCGGCGGUCGCUUUGGGCCAUGCCAGUCCUUGUUUUCUUUCUGUGAUG
Molecule: messenger RNA, 2891 nt
Organism: Cladocopium goreaui
Lineage: Eukaryota; Dinophyceae; Suessiales; Symbiodiniaceae
Source: the annotation of a GenBank genome assembly